CCGGCUGUGCACUCAGUCUUCUUGGAACACCUGUCCAACUACUCUCGAGACGCUGCGCAGCUGCUUUCGCUCGGUGUGACGCGUGUGUCACAACUUUUCGUACCCCUCGCAUUCGAACACAUGGAUACCCGCCCGAAUGAUCAGCAACUGCAUGGAUGGAUUAAGGACGUGGAACGUGUGAGAGACAUGCUUCACACGAAAUUAAGGGGUUUGGUUCAUGAUUUGCAAUCUGUCAGCGAGAUGAUGGUGAACUACAAGAUGGAACAAGACGAGAACAAUCCAGGAAACUAUCUAAUAAGGCGGCCGCUGUUGAAUCAUCAGCUACUCGCCUAUCACGAGCGGUACCUCGCCUUUCAUGACGAGCUUAGUGCACUAUGCGAGCAGCAACAUCCGAAGUCAUCACAAAUGUUCGCUCUCGCCGACGCACUGUACUCCUUCUGUCGUAACAAUUGGAUCGAAACAGCUCGGAUAUUUAACGAAGGCAAUUCAUCCCAUAUCUACACUGUAGGUAUUCUCUCUCAAGAAGUUCCAGCUAACGCCAUCUCGUCUUGAAGAAAUACUACGACUCUGGGCAUGGUUGUCCACG
This is a messenger RNA of Schistocerca piceifrons (Central American locust), 586 nucleotides long. RefSeq lists its product as uncharacterized. The transcript has 4 exons. The record is from RefSeq and is a predicted model, not a curated record. Bases 121 to 552 code for a protein of 143 amino acids. Lineage: Eukaryota; Metazoa; Arthropoda; Insecta; Orthoptera; Acrididae.